AUGCUCUCCGUGCUUCGCCGUUGCUCGCCCUCUCCCAAGCUCCUCGCGACUUCGUUCAGCGUGACAUCGAGCUCGGCAGAGCUGCAGGACGCGUCCUAUUCCACUCCCGGCUCCGUGGACCUGCUCUCAUCUGUUGGCAACACGCCGUUGCUAGAGCUCACGACGCUCUCCAAGCUCACGGGAUGCAAACUCCUCGCCAAGGCCGAGUACGCCAACCCCAGCGGCAGCAUCAAGGACCGCGUCGCCAAGUCCCUUAUCCUGGAUGCGGAAGAGCGCGGCCUGCUCAAGCCUGGAGGAACCAUCAUCGAAGCGACUGGAGGCAGCACAGGUGUCUCCCUCGCUCUGUUGGGAGCUUCACGCGGCUACAAGACGCUGCUGACGAUGCCCGACAUCACGGCCAAGGAGAAGGUCCAGAUGAUGAAGACCAUGGGCGCCGAGGUCCACAUCCUGCCCACAACGUCCAUGUCGGACAAGGAGAACCACUUCUUCCACGUAGCUCGUCGGCUAGCAGAGACGACGCCCAACGCCUACUGCCCCAACCAGUUCGACAAUGUCGCCAACAUGCGCGCACACUAUGAAGGCACUGCGCCGGAGAUCUGGCAGCAGGUUGGAGGAGAGAUCGACGGGUUUGUGACAUCUGCGGGCACUUCGGGGACUAUUGCGGGUAUGUCGAGGUUCUUCAAGGAGCAGAACAAGAGUGUGAAGGUGUGGCUCAUUGACCCGGAGGAGACUGCGGCUAUGUCGGUCUUCAUCAACAACGAGCGCUCGACCAGCACCAUCGAAGACGGCUUUGAGGUGGUGCCCAUGGCCACCGGAUCAACCAUUGCCGAAGGAGUGGCGGCGCUCUCGCGCGUGACUGAGAACCUGCGCCAGUCGGUGGUGGACCGGGGCGUCACUGCCACAAACCAGGAGAUUGUGGAAAUGGCCUACUUCCUGCUGAGGAACGACGGCGUGUUUGUGGGUCCUAGUAGUGCACUGAAUGUGCUUGGAGCGGUCAAGAUGGCGAGGGAACUGGGUCCUGGACACACCAUUGUGACGAUCCUGGCGGACGGAGGUGUGCGCUACGGCAGCAAGUUGUAUAACGAAGAGUGGCUGGCGGAGAACGACCUGCUGCCGCGGGAAGGCUUGACGUCGCUGGACUUUGUGGGCGAACUCUCGUUCCCCAACACGGUGUAA
Messenger RNA from Phytophthora sojae, 1176 nucleotides. RefSeq lists its product as hypothetical. Lineage: Eukaryota; Oomycota; Peronosporomycetes; Peronosporales; Peronosporaceae. Gene Ontology annotation, cellular component: cytoplasm. Gene Ontology annotation, molecular function: cysteine synthase activity. The record is from RefSeq and is a predicted model, not a curated record. The coding region runs from base 1 to 1176 and encodes 391 amino acids. The transcript has a single exon.